AUGCUUCCUCUUUCCGUCUUUCGUCUAGGACUAGUAACCACUUCGGAAGUCUCUUCGACAGCGACCGCUGACUUGGGUCCAGUGAUCUUGAUCAUCAGAAGGUAG
Messenger RNA from Haemonchus placei, 105 nucleotides. The record is from the annotation of a GenBank genome assembly. Lineage: Eukaryota; Metazoa; Nematoda; Chromadorea; Rhabditida; Trichostrongylidae.